Messenger RNA from Funneliformis mosseae, 1377 nucleotides. NCBI's taxonomy places the organism in Eukaryota, Fungi, Glomeromycota, Glomeromycetes, Glomerales, Glomeraceae. The record is from the annotation of a GenBank genome assembly.
AUGUCCAUAAAUCAGUUAUGUAAUGAUACGGUAGAUCCAGAUUAUCCCGAAGAAAUGAAAGCGGCAGCUGCCGUCCUUGAAAACUUGAAAACGACGGCGGUCACUACUUUACCUUCAAUUGAUAAUAUAUCACCGCAACCGCUAGAACCUCGACCGCAUGCAGAACAACCACAGCUUCCCAGUUCAGAAGCAGGUUUCAUGUUGUCGAUUGUGAAGAAAACAAUGGAUGUCUAUGAACAGGGUAAAGCCAACUCCCCUUUCAUAAAAUAUACAACUGAGAUGGUUGAGUCGAGUGUAUCUAGGGGUAGUGAAAUUUCUCGUAGUUCAUCACCUUCAUUUAGAAAACCUCAUCGAACUUCACAAUCAUCAGGUUCUUCAAACAGUACUUCUUAUGCCCCAUACACUUAUCCUAAUAAUAAUUCCACAAUAUCAGCAACUACGUCGACCUCUUAUCCAGAAAGAAGUCGUUGGCAGCGAAUGGUUAUAGGAACCGGCGCUGCUGUUGGUGCUGCCGGAGCCGCCGUUAGCGAAGAAUCUAUGAAGAGUCUCAAAUAUUGUCAAGAAUGGAUAAACUAUGCUACUCAACACAUAGAUGCGCAGAUCAUAGUUUUAAAGGAGUUCAUUGUAAACCUUACGAACCCAUCCACACGAACGGUUGCUCGUACUUCGUCGACCUCUACCCUUGCCUCGAUUAAGAAGGAGGUGGUUGAGACUCUUCGGAAAGUCAUUGAAGUAGUAUCGAAAUAUGCUGGAGUGUGCUUACCCGAUCAGGCAAAGAGAAGCGUUAGGACCUUCAUUUUAAACUUACCCACUCGAUGGGCUUCAAUAAAUCAUUCAGAACAUUCUUCUUCCCCCUCUCCAAUGUCAUCUCCACAAUUGGCUCCUGCCAAUGGCCACCCACUAAAUCAAACUACGGAUUACGCACGCCGCCUCUUGAGUUUAGCCACAGAGUCAUUAGAUAUGUUAAUAUCUGUAUCUGGAAUUUUUGGUGAAACUGUUACACGAGCAGAAGCAUGGUUGGAAAGGCUCAGAGCUGUUGGUAUGCCAACAAGUAUGGGAGCGAAUUCGACGGUGAAUUUGCAAUUUGAUAACGUAUACAGCUCGUCCAAUACAUCAUCACAUUCUUCGCCUCCCGGUUCUCGUUCGAGAAGAACAUCCAAUUCCGUACGUCCGAAUGGCCAUGGUGUACGUAAGGUAUCCCGUCCAACGCCAGUUCACGUUGAAGACGACGACUCGACCUUUAAUGGACAUGAUUCAGAUUCUUCCUCAGAAUCUGAGGCUGAACCCAUGCGUAUGGAAAUGGAUCACGCUCAAAAGCGCGCUUUAAAGAAAGCAAAUGCAAAAUCACAAUCUAAUGAGACGAUGUUUUGCAAAUAG